GGCCGCCGAGGGCGCGCUCGGCUCCUUUAAGCUCAGGCCCCGCCCCCGACAUCUCGCCCCGCCCCGCCUCCCCCAGCGCACCGGCGCCCCGGCGGGUCGUGCGGAGGCGCGCGGCGAGAGCUGGCGGUCACCAUGGCGAUGCGGGAGCUGGUGGAGGCCGAGUGCGGGGGCGCCAACCCGCUCAUGAAGCUGGCGGGGCACUUCACCCAGGACAAGGCCCUGCGCCAGGAGGGCUUGAGACCCGGGCCCUGGCCCCCCGGGACCCCGGCCUCUGAGACGGUUUCAAAGCCUUUGGGAGUUGCCUGUGAAGAUGAGUUGGUGGCUGAAUUCCUCCAGGACCAGAAUGCACCACUUGUGUCCCGUACCCCUCAGACCUUCAAGAUGGAUGACCUCUUGGCAGAGAUGCAGGAGAUUGAACAGUCAAACUUCCGUCAGGCUCCUCAGAGAGCCCCCGGUGUGGCAGAUUUGGCCUUAUCGGAGAACUGGGCCCAAGAGUUUCUUGCAGCUGGAGAUGCUGUGGAUGUAACUCAGGAUUAUAAUGAGACUGACUGGUCCCAGGAAUUCAUCUCUGAAGUUACAGACCCUUUGUCUGUGUCCCCCGCCCGCUGGGCUGAGGAGUAUCUGGAACAGUCAGAGGAGAAGCUGUGGCUGGGAGAGCCGGAGGGGACAGCCACCGCUGAUCACUGGUAUGAUGAGUAUCACCCUGAGGAGGAUCUGCAGCACACGGCCAGUGACUUUGUGGCCAAGGUGGAUGACCCCAAACUGGCUAACUCUGAGUUCCUGAAAUUCGUGCGGCAGAUUGGCGAGGGGCAGGUGUCCCUGGAGUCCGGUGCAGGGUCUGGUCGAGCUCAGGCAGAACAGUGGGCAGCAGAGUUUAUACAGCAGCAGGGAACGUCAGAAGCCUGGGUUGACCAGUUUACAAGACCAGUGAACACAUCUGCUCUUGACAUGGAGUUUGAACGAGCCAAGUCAGCUAUAGAGUCUGAUGUCGAUUUCUGGGACAAGUUGCAGGCAGAGCUGGAGGAGAUGGCGAAACGGGACGCUGAGGUGCACCCCUGGCUUUCAGACUAUGAUGACCUCACAUCCACAUCCUAUGACAAGGGCUACCAGUUUGAAGAGGAGAACCCCCUGCGUGACCACCCCCAGGCUUUUGAGGAAGGAAUGCGGCGACUCCAGGAAGGAGACUUGCCAAAUGCCGUGCUGUUGUUUGAGGCAGCCGUGCAGCAGGACCCCCAGCACAUGGAGGCUUGGCAGUAUCUGGGCACUACACAGGCAGAGAAUGAACAGGAACUGUUAGCCAUCAGCGCAUUGCGGAAGUGUCUGGAGCUAAAGCCAGAUAACUGCACGGCACUGAUGGCACUGGCUGUGAGCUUCACCAACGAGUCCCUGCAGCGCCAGGCUUGCGACACCCUGAGGGACUGGCUGCGCUACACACCCGCCUAUGCCCACCUUGUGGUACCUACUGAAGAAGGGGCGGGCCUAGGCCCUAGCAAGCGCCUCCUGGGGUCUCUGCUGUUGGACUCCCAGUUUCUUGAGGUGAAAGAGCUCUUCCUGGCAGCUGUACGCCUGGACCCCUCAUCCAUCGACCCGGAUGUGCAGUGUGGCCUGGGCGUCCUCUUCAACCUGAGUGGGGAGUACGACAAGGCCGUGGACUGUUUCACGGCUGCCCUCAGUGUCCGUCCCAAUGACUAUCUGCUGUGGAAUAAGCUCGGGGCCACCCUGGCCAACGGAAACCAGAGUGAAGAGGCUGUGGCUGCAUACCGCCGGGCCCUGGAGCUGCAGCCUGGCUACAUCCGGUCCCGCUAUAACUUGGGUAUCAGCUGCAUCAACCUUGGGGCUCACCGGGAAGCUGUGGAACACUUUCUGGAGGCCCUGAACAUGCAGAGGAAAAGCCGGGGCCCUCGGGGUGAAGGGGGCGCCAUGUCAGAGAACAUCUGGAGCACCCUGCGCUUGGCCUUGUCCAUGUUAGGUCAGAGUGAUGCUUAUGGGGCAGCAGAUGCCCGGGACCUGCCUGCCCUGCUCAGCAUGUUCGGCCUGCCCCAGUGACAGUGGGACGGGCUGCCCUGUGAGUGUCCGCCUGGAGGGGUCCCCGCCUCGGAUGUGACUCCCUCUCCCCCAAAUGGGUCUGCUGCCAAGGGGGUGGGCUGAUGACCACAAGCAUGCGGCCUCUCGGGGGCGGCCUCCAUGUGGCACCUGGCCAUCUGUGUCCUAGUUCCUACAGAAUCGUUGGAAAACCAGCUGCGUCGUCCCAUAGCCCCUCAGUAAUUCAAGGGCAGUGCACCUAGCUACCAAUUUCUCUGCUCAGUUGUGCCCUUUAUUGGUGCUGCUUUUUGAGUAGGACCCAAAGAUGGGGGGGUAACUGUCGGCCUCAGCUGCCAUUUCUGAUAGGGUCCAUUACAUUUGUAAUGUCUGUCCUGCCUUCCACUGGGCACCCCUGUGAAGAGCUUACCCAAAGGAGGUGGGGGGGCUGCUAGGAGUUUCCCUGUUUAGUUUCACUGCUGGUCUCACUCAGGAGAGCUGAGUUUUGAUCGGGGUGUUCAGCGUUCUGCCACUCUGGGGCUCCUGGCCACUGCCACUCGGGUCCCUAGAGUCAGAUGCCACAUGUAGCAGUGCUGGCCUCAUGACCGAAGAGCCUCAGGAACAGCUGGGACACUUGCCACACAGAGGGUUGGUUUGGGAUGCGGUAGGAUGGAGGCUUGCUUGUGGAAUGAGUCUGCACAGGACCAGACCCGGGGCUCUGUUCUCCUUGGCAGGAGGACAGAGCAAGAGGCAGAGGGGUAAGGUAAGCACACCCAGCCCUCCUCCUCUUAGAAAGACCUGCGAGUAGAGAUUGAGCCGAGUCUUGCAGACAAAGUCCAGGAGUUGUAAUGUUGCCAUAUUCCUAGCAGAAGCCUUGCUGUAUUUCUUGGAAUGUCUCUAGAGGAGUGUUGAAAGUCCGUACCCUACCCCCGCCCCUGCACCCACAAAGCCUCUACCAGGUGAAGAUGGAGGGAAGAUGAGGGGCAACUUGGGUUCCUCUGUGAGGGGAGAUGUACUUGCCUCCAGAAAUGACCAUGGAGCCUCCCUUUUGCCUUGUCUUCAGUAGCUGAUGAUCAGAGGUUUUUUUUAAUUACCAUGGUCCCAAAGUUCCAUCCUGAAAUUUAUUUUUCUUUGUAUGAAAAUGUGUAAAUGAUUUAAAAAUAAAAUUGUAAAGUAUUUGUAUGAAGAAUAAAUGGAGCUGACAUGUGUAAGA
Erinaceus europaeus (western European hedgehog) is the source of this 3232-nucleotide messenger RNA. It is a transcript of the gene PEX5, whose product is annotated as peroxisomal biogenesis factor 5. Gene Ontology annotation, biological process: protein import into peroxisome matrix, docking. The record is from RefSeq and is a predicted model, not a curated record. The transcript has 16 exons. Bases 133 to 2046 code for a protein of 637 amino acids. Gene Ontology annotation, cellular component: cytosol; peroxisomal membrane. Lineage: Eukaryota; Metazoa; Chordata; Mammalia; Eulipotyphla; Erinaceidae. Gene Ontology annotation, molecular function: protein binding.